Molecule: messenger RNA, 567 nt
Organism: Biomphalaria glabrata
Lineage: Eukaryota; Metazoa; Mollusca; Gastropoda; Planorbidae
Product: platelet endothelial aggregation receptor 1-like
Exons: 4
Coding region: 1-501 (166 amino acids)
Source: RefSeq, a predicted model, not a curated record
AUGAAACAUGAAAAUAGAGAUCGCCAAAAACAUUUUUUUUUAGAAGGAAGAGGACUUGGCUCUACAAGCUUUUCUUAUGAUGAUACAUCAGACACUGGAGAACCAAUCUACACAGUGUUAGAUAUUUCAAAAACUAUUGUCUCAAAUGUUACCAUUAUUGCCACUUUUGAUGACGGAGCUGGAAAAUAUGUAACUUUGUGUGAGGUUGAAAUUUAUGGAGAAUGUCCUCCUGGGACCUGUAAUUCGGAUUGUCGUACUUGUCCACAUAUCUGUCAAAACAACUGUCAUCUUGAUGAUGGCUCAUGCAAUGAAGUUUGCUUUGGUUCUAUGGAUCCACCUGAUUGUAGAACAGCAUGUCCUGCUGGUCAGUGGGGUGUAAACUGUACAAACAUUUGUAGUGUAAAUUGUUAUGGUCAAUCGUGUGAUAAGAUAACUGGUGUUUGUGACAAGGCAUGCCAAGGCUUUAGUGAUCCACCAAGCUGUACAAUGGGUAUGUUAUAAUUAAAUUAUUGCAUUCUGAUGGUGAAAGGUCACUUUUACUUUUGUGUGGUCCGUCCGUUCGUCUGU